This is a messenger RNA of Vanessa atalanta (red admiral), 706 nucleotides long. RefSeq lists its product as uncharacterized. The record is from RefSeq and is a predicted model, not a curated record. Lineage: Eukaryota; Metazoa; Arthropoda; Insecta; Lepidoptera; Nymphalidae. Bases 119 to 559 code for a protein of 146 amino acids. The transcript is spliced from 2 exons.
CAAGUACGCAUUGACAUUUAGAAAAUAUUGAAUAAGUUAUUCUAUAGGUUCUUAUUAAAGUUAAAUAAUAAAUUAUAAAUAAAUCUACACGUUAAUUACUCGUAUUUAAAUUUAAAUAAUGAAUUCAAUAAUAAGAAGAAGCUUUUACCCAAUUUAUAAUAACACAUACAAGUUAACUUGUCGCUUAUUAGCUGAUGCGAAAAUUAAUGAAAAAAUUGAUAAAAUAGUGAAGGAUAAUAAAGUAGUAGUUUUUAUGAAAGGAGUUCCUGAUGCUCCUCGCUGUGGUUUUAGCAACGCUGUUGUGCAAAUUAUGAGAAUGCACGCCGUACCGUAUGAAAGUCAUGACGUUUUAGCUGAUGAAAAUCUACGACAAGGCAUUAAAGAUUAUUCAAACUGGCCAACAAUUCCUCAAGUAUUUAUUAAUGGAGAAUUUGUUGGUGGUUGUGACAUAAUGCUCCAAAUGCAUCAGUCGGGGGAACUAGUAGAAGAGUUAAAAAAAGUUGGAAUAAAAAGUGCUUUACUGACUGCAGACGAAGCUAAAAAAGAAGAGAACAAGUAGUUUACUCAAAACACUCAAUUAUUAUUACACUGCAAUAUUAAAGGAACAAAUUUAAUUUUAAUAAACCUAUUAUGCAUAACCUCAAUCAUGGCUAUGUGGGUUAUUUAAUAUUUUUUAAAUGUGAAAUAAAAAACUGUUAAGCCUUUA